AUGGCGUCCAUGUUUGAGCAGCCUCGGAACGGCACCUUGUUCCUCGGCGGCCAAAAGAUCUCCGGCUCCGACAUUCGCGACCAAAACGUGCUGGCUACCCAAGCGAUUGCCAAUGUGGUGAAAAGUUCUUUCGGCCCCAGCGGCCUCGACAAGAUGAUGGUCGACGACAUCGGUGACGUGACCGUGACCAACGAUGGCGCCACGAUCCUCAGCCUCCUCGACGUCGAGGAUCCCGCCGGCAAGAUCCUCGUCGACCUCGCCCAGCAGCAGGACAAGGAAGUGGGCGACGGCACGACGUCGGUCGUGCUCAUCGCCGCCGAGCUUCUGCGAAGGGGCAACGAGCUGAUGAAGAACCGCAUCCACCCGACAACCAUCAUCACCGGCUACCGAUUAGCCCUGCGAGAGGCCGUCAAGUACCUCAACGAAAACAUCAGCAUCAAGGUCGAGAACCUCGGGCGGGACUCGCUCAUGAACAUCGCCAAGACGUCCAUGUCCAGCAAGAUCAUCGGCGCCGAUUCCGACUUCUUCGCGAGCAUGGUGGUCGAUGCCAUGCUGGCGGUCAAAUCGACCAACAAUCGAAACGAGACCAAGUACCCCGUCAAGGCCAUCAACAUCCUCAAGGCCCACGGCAAGGGCGUCCGCGAGUCGACCUUGAUCAAGGGCUACGCUCUCAACUGCACCGUCGCCUCGCAAGCCAUGCCGACCAUCGUCAAGGACGCGAAAAUCGCCCUCCUGGACAUGAACCUGCAGAAGGAGAGGAUGAAGAUGGGCGUUCAGAUCACCGUCGACGACCCCCAACAACUGGAGCAGAUUCGCGCGCGCGAGUCCGGCAUGGUCCUCGAGAGGGUCGACAUGAUCCUCAAGGCCGGCGCCAACGUCAUCCUGACGACCAAGGGCAUCGACGACUUGUGCCUGAAGAUGUUUGUCGAGCGCGGCGCCAUGGGCGUGAGGAGAUGCAAGAAGGAGGACCUGCGACGCAUCGCGAGAGCCACGGGCGGCACCCUCCUCAGCACUCUGUCCGACCUCAACGGCGACGAGAAGUUUGACCCCUCCUACCUGGGCCAUGCCGAGGAAGUCGUCCAGGAGCGCAUCUCGGAUGACGAGUGCAUCCUCGUCAAGGGAACCAAGGCCUUCUCCUCGGCCUCUUGCAUCCUGCGCGGGCCCAACGACUUUACGCUCGACGAGAUGGAGCGGUCCAUCCACGACUCGCUCUGCGCCGUCAAGAGGACGCUGGAGAGCGGCAGCAUAGUUCCCGGCGGCGGUGCCGUCGAGACGGCCCUGCACAUCUACCUCGAGGAGUUUGCCGGCACCGUCGGCUCCCGCGAGCAGCUGGCCAUCGGCGAGUUCGCACAGUCCCUCCUCGUCAUCCCCAAGACUCUCGCCGUCAACGCGGCCAAGGACAGCGCCGAGCUCGUCGCCCAGCUGCGAUCCCGGCACGCCCUCUCACAACGAACCCAGGAGGGCGACGGCAGCGAGGACGAGAAGAUCAUCGCCAAGAAGAAGGGCUACAAGAACUACGGCCUCGACCUGAUGCGCGGAAAGGUGGUGGACGAGCUGAAGCUCGGCGUGCUCGAGCCCAGCAUGAGCAAGGUGCGGCAGCUCAAGAGCGCCGUCGAGGCUUGCAUCAGCAUCAUGCGGAUCGAUACCCUCAUCAAGCUGGACCCGGAGCAGAGGCAGGAUGACGGCCACGACCAUUAG
Molecule: messenger RNA, 1698 nt
Organism: Drechmeria coniospora
Lineage: Eukaryota; Fungi; Ascomycota; Sordariomycetes; Hypocreales; Ophiocordycipitaceae
Product: T-complex protein 1 subunit alpha
Exons: 3
Coding region: 1-1698 (565 amino acids)
Biological process (GO): protein folding
Cellular component (GO): chaperonin-containing T-complex
Molecular function (GO): ATP-dependent protein folding chaperone; ATP binding; ATP hydrolysis activity
Source: RefSeq, a predicted model, not a curated record